This is a messenger RNA of Orbilia oligospora ATCC 24927, 954 nucleotides long. RefSeq lists its product as uncharacterized. The transcript has a single exon. Lineage: Eukaryota; Fungi; Ascomycota; Orbiliomycetes; Orbiliales; Orbiliaceae. The record is from RefSeq and is a predicted model, not a curated record. Bases 1 to 954 code for a protein of 317 amino acids.
AUGUCUCGCCGUCUGGCUCAACGGAAGCGGGCGCCGGGGUUCAUUCACCUGCCGCCGCCUCCUCCAAUGCCGCUUUCUCGGCCUGUGUCCACCUCCACCACCAGCUGCUCACCUUUGCAACAAUUGAAUCCGACUUCUGGUCACGCGGGUCCUCACGAUAGCAGCAGCACAGGCACAGGCACAGAAGAUGUUAUUAUUCCUCUGACCCAGCCCGUCUCGAUUCCCGCUGCUUCUUCUGUCCACCAGAGAGUAUCCUCUCCUUAUUACUCGCCCUCUCAGAUCUUCCCAGCCUCCACUGCAAAUAAAAGCUAUUUCCCUGCUUAUUUAUCCCAAUCGAUAUCCUCAGCAGCUUCAUCCCGUCCAAGCUCUCCAUUAUUACAACAACAACAACUCUCACAACACCACCACCACCACCACCACCACCAGCAAGCUUCAACUCCUUCUCCUUCUGCUUCAACUCCUUCUCCUCCCCUUAACAUCCCUCCCAGGACUCCUCGUUCUCCUUCUUUCUUCGGUGCUGUUCCUUCUCCUCUAUCUCAAUCAUCUCAUCCUCAUCCUCAUCCUCAUCCUCAAUCUCAAUCUCAAUCUCAAGCUCAAUCCCAAUCUCAAGCUCCCUCUAUGUCCAUGACUUCUUCUGUCCGUACUCCCGGCCCAUCCGCCAGAACAUACCACGCCCAUCUCGCCCAACAACAACUCGCCUUCCAAAUGCAACAGCGCGACCUCAUCUUCCAAUCCACCAGAGCCACUUCUUCCGUCUCGGGUCCCAUCUCUCCCAGACUUAUUCCUCUUGGCUCUCCCGGCCCCGUUACUCCUCUUACUCUCGAAGACAAUCCGGCCGGUUACAUCAGUGCUUCUCUUUUAUCUCCUGCACUUCAACUCCAGCAGCAUCAUCUCGAAAAGCUAGCUGCCGCUGCCGAGAAGGCUGCCGCCGAAGAGGACCCAAAGUCUUCGUAA